ACAGCUGGCCCCCGAAAGGACACUCCCCAAGUCCCCUGCUGGGGGCCCCGCGUAGACCUGGAGCGGACACCCCCUCCUUCCCUUCAUGAUUCGUUUGUAGCACAGUGGCGAUGGAUGAUGAGGAUGGGAGAUGCUUACUAGACGUGAUUUGUGACCCUCAGGCCCUCAAUGACUUCUUACAUGGAUCCGAGAAGCUCGAUGGUGACGACCUCCUGGAUAAUCCUGGGGAGGCCCAAAGUGCCUUCUAUGAAGGUCCUGGGCUCCACGUGCAGGAAGCUUCUGGCAACCACUUGAACCCGGAGCCUAGCCAGCCAGCCCCCAGCGUGGACCUGGACUUCCUGGAGGAUGACAUCCUGGGCUCGCCCUCCGCGGGGGGCGGCGGCGGCGGGGGCGGGAGCGCCGACCAGCCCUGCGACAUCCUGCAGCAGAGCCUCCAGGAGGCCAACAUCACCGAGCAGACGCUCGAAGCCGAGGCCGAGCUGGCCCUGGGCCCCUUCCAGCUGCCCACGCUGCAGCCCGCAGAUACAACUCAUUUUUGUGUGAUUUCCCGUAAACAUCCCGCCGGGGCCCCCGGGCCCCAGGCCCUCUUCCCGGGGGGCACAGACCUGCUGGGACUACAGGCCCCGCCCACCGUGCUGACCCACCAGGCCCUGGUGCCGCCCCAGGAUGUGGUCAACAAAGCCCUGAGCGAGAGGAGCCAGCAGCCCCUCUCCGCGGAGGGCCCCCACCUGUCCGUGCCCGCCUCGGUCAUAGUCAGCGCCCCAGCUCCUGCCCAAGACCCAGCCCCGACCACCCCCGUCGCCAAAGGAGCCGGCCUUGGCCCUCAGACCCCCGACGGCCAGGCCUCCCCGGCGCCAGCCCCCCAGGCGGCUGCUUCGCUCUUGUAG
Messenger RNA from Myotis davidii, 887 nucleotides. It is a transcript of the gene BICRA, whose product is annotated as glioma tumor suppressor candidate region gene 1. The transcript is spliced from 7 exons. The record is from RefSeq and is a predicted model, not a curated record. Gene Ontology annotation, biological process: positive regulation of DNA-templated transcription. Gene Ontology annotation, cellular component: SWI/SNF complex. Bases 111 to 887 code for a protein of 258 amino acids. NCBI's taxonomy places the organism in Eukaryota, Metazoa, Chordata, Mammalia, Chiroptera, Vespertilionidae.